This is a messenger RNA of Exophiala xenobiotica, 1472 nucleotides long. RefSeq lists its product as uncharacterized. The record is from RefSeq and is a predicted model, not a curated record. The coding region runs from base 130 to 1401 and encodes 423 amino acids. The transcript has a single exon. Lineage: Eukaryota; Fungi; Ascomycota; Eurotiomycetes; Chaetothyriales; Herpotrichiellaceae.
CAUCCAUGUCCGCGGCUACACAGUCAUUGUGAUGCGCCUAUGACAUCGUCGCCGGAAAUGUCAAGAAGCAAGCUCUCAAACGCAAACGCAAACGGAUGAAUGUUUGAGUGAGGCUUCAUUGAGGCCAAGAUGAGGCUCACGCCUGCACUUUCAGUGAGGAAACUGCUCGCUCGAUUCCAGCCGCCGUUUCCUCCACAAUCUCCUCGCGAGUCGAAACAACUCCUCAAUGUCCUCGAAUCAGCCUUCCAAAAGCACCUAGACGAUGCUCAUCCUUCGCCGAGGGCGGUUGAAUCGAAGGUGGUCAAGGGCAAGGAUUGGAUACCUGAACCUGCACAACGACUCACCCAUUCGACUCACUCGCAUCUCGACAGCAUCCUCAGUCACCCUCUGUUGAAACGGAGGUCCCCCUCGUUCGUCCCUCCACACAGUCUAUCAGCGACUGCAGUUGCAACAUUCGAUGCGGCGUUGACUGGAAAGGGACUGGAUCGUCAUCUCGUUCAGUUUUGUACUUUACAAUAUCUCGAAGGCUUGGAGAAGAAGGAAAACAUCCCAGAAGAUGGCAGACUCGGGCCUAGACUCGCCAACUGGUUCACUACAAUGGACGAGCAAGAAAAAAAUGAGUUUUGGAUCAAUAACAAAUCGCUGAAACCCUUGGUAUCCGUGAUGUAUGCAGAUGGUCUUGAGGCAGCGGUAUGGCAAUGGCUGCAGGCUCUCUAUGAACGGCAAUUCUCCUCAAACACUUUCCCUUGGACGAACGAUGUAUCCGAUGCUGGAGUCUACCUUCUAGCUGAAGACAGACUGGUUGCGGCAAUGAUAUCGGAGACGAUCGCCAGAGGAUCUCUGCAGGAGGCGGCUGAGCUCUACGUUCAAGCCUGCAAAUACCGUCACGCAAAUGGGCAGACUGGACGACCAUUGAAAUGGUCAUGGCAGCGACUUUCGAUGGCCAUCCUAGGUCGGCGUAAGAAUCACGGUAUCCCAGCCGGUCUGUAUGAAGGAUUACUGGCAAAUGGCCUGUCUUUUCAUUCCUCAGGCGUGGACCACACCUUUGUUCGACUCUACCACCCCACGUCGCCUGUAGCAUCAAUGCUUUGCUCGAAACUUCAAGCCUCCACACUCGGCGACUUCUCCGAAUGGCAGCGAAAGUCAUCUUUCAAGAAGUCGGCCCGGAAGGUAUUCCUGGUCAAUCUACUCGACGCUGCACAGAUUUCACUAGAUCAGAACCGGCCUGCAGACGCUCGGUAUAUUCUAGACUGCGCAGAACGUGAAUACCCCGACUUCCUAUCCAGUCAAAAAGAAACAAAUACGAAGAAACGACUCGAACUAGCACAAGCAGCGAUGCUAAUACGGAGGCUGGAGGUUCGCCGACCAUUGCAGUCGUCGACCAUUCCAAUUGCAGCAUGAAUGAAUCCGUAGUCCAUAAUAAUGAUACCCUGUUUGAUGCACAUAUAGUACAAUGAAAUGUCCCAAGUUGA